Molecule: messenger RNA, 4664 nt
Organism: Salarias fasciatus (jewelled blenny)
Lineage: Eukaryota; Metazoa; Chordata; Actinopteri; Blenniiformes; Blenniidae
Product: NACHT, LRR and PYD domains-containing protein 3-like
Exons: 13
Coding region: 1090-4476 (1128 amino acids)
Molecular function (GO): protein binding
Source: RefSeq, a predicted model, not a curated record
UUUUUCAAUUGAUAUUUAGACCAGAAUUCAACUUAUUUUGACUUGAUCCUUCAAAGGUACACACACACACACACACACACACACACACACACACACACACGAGAAAGAAAGAGGGAGGCGGAUAAAGGGGAUGAGAUGAGGAAGAGAGAGAGAGAGAGAGAGAGAGAGAGAGAGAGAGAGAGAGAGAGAGAGAGAGAGAUGAACAGACAGGUGAAUAACGUGGACUGACUAAAAACAACUGGCACAUGUGAAAAGUAAUUCAUCUCUGGAAAACAGCACUGGGAGAGGAGGUGGAGGACAUCAAGGAGUCGGUUUAUAACAGUUAAUAAUCAUGGAGUUGAUGUUGGAGUCUGAAGUUGUCACAGACCAGGAUGAACCCAGAAGCAGACUGGAGCAGAUCAGGUUAAAGCAGGUCUUUAUUCUGAACAAACAAGUCCAACAGGAUGAUUCAAAGCAGAGUUUAAUAUUCCAGAUUAGCAGGAAACACAGGGAGCAACAGAAGGAGCUGAAUCUCACCUCAUCCAGGUCACUAAAACAGAGGAACUAAACCCAUCAGUCACAGACGGAUCAGAUGAACCCACACACACACAUCAGACUAAACUAAAUGCUCUUGGACAGGGGACAGACACGGGACAGGACUGGACAACAAGAAGACUGGACACACCAAGUGUGGGACACAAGGGACGCAGGGACGGAAUGUGAAGAACGGAGACAGAAUGAAGACGGAGACGGACUGAAGCAGCUUCUUCUCUCCAGAAGAGUCUGAAGAAGAUGUGAAGAGAGUUGAUCAGGGAGGUGGGCGGGUUUUGGCAGGAAACAGGAAAUAGUGUGACGUUUCACCCUGAGUGUGGGUUGAGACAGUGAGACGGCGUCCUCACAUCAAGCAGAGACAGACAGAAGGACUGAGGAGGGACGGAGAGCAGCUUCUUCUCUCCAGAAGAGUCUGAAGAAGAUGUGAAGAGAGUUGAUCAGAGUAAAACAUCUCACCUGAAUCAAGCAUGUCAACUCCUCAACGUGAAUUUUCCAGGGACUCUAUGAACACAGAGUGAAAGAUCAGUGAGAGAAAUCUGACUCUUCACAAGGUCAAAGAUGAGCUCAGUUCCAGAAGUCUUCCUGAGAAUGCUGGAUGAUUUGUUAGAGGAUGAGUUUAAAAGGUUCAAGUUCCAUUUGAGCAAUAUCGAGGACUUUGAAGGAUGCAGAGCAAUCCCAGCAGGACAACUGGAGCCAUUGGACAAGCCGGAGACAGCGACUCAGAUCCACCAGACCUACAGCAAUCAUGCUCUUGAAGUCAUGAAAAUGGUUUUAGAGAAAAUAGGAAAGAAGCAUAUAUGGGAUAAACACACCAAAAAGACCCCAGAACCUCAAGGGGAAUGCCAUCCUGAAGAAGCUCAUUUGUCAGCAAAAUCUCAGGAGUGUCAAGGAGAGUAUCACGAGAAACUCAAGUCCAACCUGAAGAGGAGGUUCCAGCGCGUGUCUGAGGGAGUUGCUAAACAAGGAGAGUCCACCCUCCUGAACCAGAUCUACACAGAGCUCCACAUCACAGAGGGAAGGACUGCAGAGGUCAAUCAGGAACAUGAGGUCUUACAGAUUGAAACAGCAUCCAGGACAGCAGACAGAGCAGAAACAAGCAUCAGACCAGAAGACAUGUUUAAAGCCCCACCUGGAAGAUCUCAACCAAUCAGAACAGUGCUGACAAAGGGAGUGGCUGGCAUUGGGAAAACUGUCCUGACACAGAAGUUCACUCUGGACUGGGCUGAAGACAAAGACAACCAGGACGUCCACUUCAUAUUUCCAUUCACCUUCAGAGAGCUGAAUGUAGUGAAGGAGGAGAAGUUCAGCUUGGUGGGACUUGUUCAUCACUUCUUCAGUGAAACAGAAGAUGCAGGAAUCUGCUGCUUCGAAGAAUUCCAGGUGAUCUUCAUCUUUGAUGGUCUGGAUGAGUGUCGACUCCCUCUGGACUUCCACCACACUAAGUUCCUGACUGACAUUAGAAAGUCCACCUCAGUGGAUGUUCUGCUGAUAAACCUCAUCAGGGGGAAAUUGAUUCCCUCUGCUCGCCUCUGGAUCACCACACGACCUGCAGCAGCCAAUCAGAUCCCUGCUGACUGUGUGGACAGGGUGACAGAGGUCCGAGGGUUCACUGACCCCCAGAAGGAGGAGUACUUCAGGAGGAGGUUCAGAGAGGAGGAGCAGGCCAGCAGGAUCAUCUCCCACAUCAAGACCUCCCGAAGCCUCCACAUCAUGUGCCACAUCCCGGUCUUCUGCUGGAUCACUGCUGAAGUUCUGGAGGAGGAGCUGAAGAGCAGAGAGGGAGGAGAGCUGCCGAAGACCCUGACUGAGGUGUACAUCCGCCACCUGGUGGCCCAGAUUAAAAGGAACAAGGUCAAGUAUGAUGGAGGAGCUGCCACAGAUCCACACUGGAGUCCAGAGAGCAGGGAGAUGAUAGAGUCUCUGGGAAAACUGGCUUUUGAUCAGCUGCAGAAAGGAAUCCUGAUCUUCUAUGAACGUGACCUGAAAAAGUGUGGCAUUGACCACGAGGUAGCCUUAAAGUACUCAGGAAUGUUCACACAGAUCUUUAAAAAGGAGAAAGGCCUCCAGGACACGGUGUUCUGCUUCAUCCAUCUGAGCCUUCAGGAGUUUCUGGCUGCUCUUCAUGUCCAUCAGACCUUCAUCAACUCUGGAACCAGCCUGUUAAAAAAACAAGAGCAAACAUCCUGGUGGUCAAACCUGUGGAAGCAGAAACCAAAACUCCACCAUCUCCAUCAGAGAGCUGUGGACGAGGCCUUGAAGAGUCCAAAUGGACACCUGGACUUGUUCCUCCGCUUCCUCCUGGGUCUUUCACUGGAGACCAAUCAGAGUCUCCUUCGAGAUCUGCUGACACAGACAGGAAGUAGCUCACAGUCCAAUCAGGAAACAGUCCAGUACAUCAAGGAGAAGCUGAGUGAGAGUCUGUCUGCAGAGAGAAGCAUCAAUCUGUUCCACUGUCUGAAUGAACUGAAUGAUGGUUCUCUGGUGGAGGAGAUCCAACAGUCCCUGAGAUCAGGAAGUCUCUACCCAGCGCUACUGUCUCCUGCUCAGUGGUCAGCUCUGGUCUUCAUCUUACUGUCAUCAGAAGAACAGCUGAAGGAGUUUGACCUGAAGAAAUAUGUUGCUUCAGAGUGGGCUCUUCUGAAGCUGCUGCCAGUGGUCAAAGCCUCCAAAAAAGCUCUGUUGAGCGGCUGUGGUCUGUCAGAGAGAAGCUGUGGAGCUCUGUCCUCAGUUCUCAGCUCUCAGUCCUCCAGUCUGACACAUCUGGACCUGAGCUACAAUCAUCCAGAAGACUCAGGAGCAAAGCUACUGUCUUCUGGACUGGAGAGUCCUCACUGUAAACUGGAAGCUCUCAGUCUGUCAGGGUGUCUGGUCUCAGAGGAAGGCUGUGCUUCUCUGUCCUCCAGUCUGAAACAUCUGGACCUGAGUAACAACCAGCUGCAGGAUUCAGGAGUGGAACGUCUUUCUGCUGCAGUGGAGGAUCCACACUGCUCACUGGAGACUCUCAGGUUGAGCUGCUGUGGUCUGUCAGAGAGAAGCUGUGGAGCUCUGUCCUCAGUUCUCAGCUCUCAGUCCUCCAGUCUGACACAUCUGGACCUGAGUAACAACGACCUGCAGGAUUCAGGAGUGAAGCGUCUGUCUCUUGGACUGGAGAGUCCUCACUGUAAACUGGAAGCUCUCAGUCUGUCAGGGUGUCUGGUCUCAGAGGAAGGCUGUGCUUCUCUGGUCUCAGCUGUGAGAUCCAAGUCCUCCCAUCUGAGAGAGCUGGACCUGAGCUACAACCAUCCAGGAGCCUCAGGAGUGAAGGAGCUGUCAGCGGCAGUGGAGGAUCCACACUGCUCACUGGAGACUCUCAGGGUGGACCAUGGUGGACAGCAGAGGCUCAAACCUGGUCUGAGGAAGUAUUUCUCUGAACUCCAACUGGAUGAAAACUCAAUGAACAGAUUCCUCAAACUGUCCAACAACAACAGGAAGGUGACACGUGUGGAGGAAGAGCAGCCGUAUCCUGAUCAUCCAGACAGAUUUGAUGUCAGGAAACAGCUGCUGUGUAGAAAUGAUCUGAGUGGUCGAUGUUACUGGGAGGUCGAGUGGAGCAGAGAUGUUUAUAUAUCAGUGAGUUACAGAGGAAUCAGAAGGAAAGGAGACAGUGUGGAGUGUUGGUUUGGAUGGAAUCAUCAGUCCUGGAGUCUGGAGUGGGAUGAAGGAUGUUACUUUGUCAUUCACAAAAACAGAGAAACCUCCUCCUCCUCCUCCUUCUCCUUCUCCUCCCCCUCCUCUGGUAGAGUAGCAGUGUAUGUGGACUGUCCUGCUGGCUCUCUGUCCUUCUUCAGAGUCUCCUCUGACUCUCUGAUCCACCUCUACACCUUCAACACCACAUUCACUGAGCCUCUAUAUGCUGGAUUUGGACUCUUGGACUCUGGUUCUUCAGUGAGUCUGUGUCCUCUGUAGGAAGGAUGUGUGUCUCUGACAGCAGGGAGGAGGAGGAGCCUAUCAGAAAGUGGGAGGAGUUUAGCUCCACUAAAGACGUGAUUUCUUCUGUAUUCCAUCUGGUAUUUGUUGUGGUUUCAUUGUUGUGGUGUUUCUUGAAAUGUUCCAUCAUAAAGUAUUAAAGGUAAAUCAUUGACAAGUCAAACAGU